GAGGUCUGUUUUAUUGUUAUUAAAAUGAUGUAAGAGAAUAUGAUGAGGUCAGUCGGUGAGGUCUGUUUUAUUAUUAUUAAGAGCAAGACGAAGACUCAAAAAUCAAAAUCAUCAUGUGAUAUUAUUAUUUUGUUAUGACCAAGACCCAAGACGAGCCUUCCUCCCUUCCCCUCAUAAUAUAUAUAUAUAUAUAUAUAUAUAUAUGUCAUAUUAAUAGUCGUUUCAUCAUACUGAUUAACUUGCAUGCUCUUCUACUUCUAAAUGAAAGUGACAAUUAAUUAAAUUACUAAUUGACAGAGAAGAAAAGAAAUGGGGUGGGCUUUAGCACUUCAUGGCGGCGGUGGUGGAAUUCCUCUGGACUAUCCGCCGGAGCAUCUGCAGCCACGAGUGGACAGUCUCCGCCUCUGCCUUCAGAUCGGCGUUGAAGCUCUCGAAGCUGGAAAUCCAGCCUUGGACGUUGCUGAACUUGUGGUCCGUGAGCUGGAGAACAAUCCACAUUUUAAUGCAGGUAAAGGCUCUGUUUUAACUUGCAAUGGCAAUGUUGAAAUGGAAGCUAGUAUUAUGGAUGGAAGUACGAAGAAUUGUGGAGCUGUUUCUGGCCUCAAAACUGUCGUUAAUGCUAUAUCAUUGGCACGUUUGGUCAUGGAAAAAUCUCCUCAUGUAUACCUUGCAUUUGAUGGAGCAGAAGCCUUUGCAAGAGAACAAGGAGUUGAGACUGUAGACUCUACUUAUUUUGUCAAUGAAGAAAACAUCGAACGACUAAAGCAAGCAAAAGAAGCCAAUAGAACGCAGCUUGAUUAUACACAACCAACACUGAAAGACCUGAAUGGUGAGAAAUGGAUUCCAAACGGAGAUAGCCAAGGGACAGUUGGAUGUGUGGUUGUUGACAUUCAGGGGAAUUUAGCUUCUGCUACUUCUACAGGUGGACUUGUCAAUAAAAUGAUGGGCAGGAUUGGGGACACCCCUAUCAUAGGUGCAGGGACUUAUGCCAACCAUCUUUGUGCAGUCUCUGCCACUGGAAAAGGUGAGGCCAUAAUUCGAGGCACUGUAGCAAGGGACGUGGCAGCUCUCAUGGAGUUCAAAGGCCUUUCGCUCAAGGAUGCUGCAGAUUAUGCUGUGGAGAGCAUUCCAAAAAAUACUGCUGGCCUUGUUGCUGUAUCCUCCAAAGGAGAAGUUGCAAUGCCUUUCAAUACAUUGGGAAUGUUUCGAGCUUGUGCCACUGAGGAUGGCUACUCGGAGGUUGCAGUAUGGCCUUCCACAAUGAAUUGAAUGAAGUUUUAUAGUCAGAUUCAUUUAAUUUACGUUUUCUGUAUUUGUAUAAUGGCACAAAAUAAAAUACAUUUAUAUAUUUAUAUAUAUUGUUGUGAUCGAAUCGAAUCACUCAGCCA
Messenger RNA from Cannabis sativa, 1388 nucleotides. Its product is annotated as isoaspartyl peptidase/L-asparaginase 1. The transcript is spliced from 4 exons. NCBI's taxonomy places the organism in Eukaryota, Viridiplantae, Streptophyta, Magnoliopsida, Rosales, Cannabaceae. Gene Ontology annotation, molecular function: hydrolase activity. The record is from RefSeq and is a predicted model, not a curated record. The coding region runs from base 310 to 1269 and encodes 319 amino acids.